This is a messenger RNA of Geodia barretti, 789 nucleotides long. The record is from the annotation of a GenBank genome assembly. Lineage: Eukaryota; Metazoa; Porifera; Demospongiae; Tetractinellida; Geodiidae.
AAUGCGAUUAAGGCAGUAGAAGCAGAAUCCGAAGCGAUUGCCCACGCUAUUGAAUUAUGCGUCGCUGCGUUUCGCACCGGUGGCAGACUAUUUUACGUCGGGGCAGGCACGAGCGGUAGACUUGGGGUGUUAGAUGCCUCCGAAUGCCCACCAACCUUCAGCACACCGCCGGAGAUGGUCCAAGGGAUAAUUGCCGGUGGGGAUGUUGCCUUACGUCGCUCCGUGGAAGGUGAAGAGGAUAAGCCUGAAAGUGGUGCGUGCGCUGUCCAAAAGCGACAACUCACACCACAGGAUGUGCUUGUCGGAAUUGCAAGCAGUGGACGGACGCCUUAUGUUAUAGGGGCUUUAAGGGAGGCGCAUGCUAUUGGCGCGACGACAAUAUUGCUCUGCUGCGUCCCACCUCCUGAGCAAUUAAAAGGAUGGGUGACACAUUUCAUCGCCCCCAUUGUCGGACCGGAGAUUAUCGCUGGCUCAACCCGAUUGAAAGCGGGAACAGCCACAAAGUUGGUUCUGAACAUGUUGACGACCGUUUCUAUGAUUAAACUGGGUAAAAUCUACAACAAUCUGAUGGUAGAUGUACACGCCUCUAACACGAAACUGGUCGCGCGGAGCAUCCGAAUUGUCCAAGCCAUCAUUGGGGUUGAUGCCGCGGUGGCUGAGGAAGCGUUAGCACGGGCAGGCGGUCGUGCUAAGCUGGCUAUUGUAAUGCUCGCGAAAGGACUGAAUCCGACGGACGCGAACAUACUAUUAGAAGAACAUGAGGGAUUUCUAAGGCAAAUUCUUGAUUGA